AUGUCCCCUGGUGCGGCCGUCACUCGCUUCGUGGGUGAGAAGAGUGCUGACUUUGUGGCGUUGGGUUCGCAUGGCCAAGGCAGGGUGCUGCACAAGUCCCUGGCGAGUUAUUUGAUGCAGAGCUUCGCCCAUACCCGUAUCCUUGUUUGCCCGUUGAAAGACUGGGCGCCAACGCAAGCGCGGGGGCUGAAGUACACGGUGGUGUUUGAUGGAUGCCAAACAAGCCGCAACGCUCUGCAAGUUCUCAGCAGUUUUACUACUGAAGAGGACACCGUUGAGAUCCUUCAUGCCCAUGUGGUGCCACAGCCAGCGCCGCGGGGAAAGUUCCGAACGACGAUGACUCCACCUUCUGAGGAGGAACUGGCGAAGGCUCUUCAGGAUUCAGAGGAACUUUUUCAAGAAGCUGCAGGAAUCUUGCGAGGUGGAUCGGUGAAGGAAGUGCUGGGUACGCACAUUCAGGUUCUUCCAGGUCAGCAAUUGGGUGAACAGCUGUUGGACAAGGCGAUCGGGAAUAAGUGCGACGUGUUGGUGGCCGGUACCAAAGCAAUGCCGGGCAUUGGCAGUUGGGUUGAAAACUUCAUGAAGGGUCGCACGGUGAUGGGUGUCCUGCACCUCGGCAAGGGCCAGCUGGGCGGGGUUGCGAGGCCCGAAAAACAUAUGCAACAGGUCCCCAAAGAGAAAUGGAGAGAUAGAUGUUUGACUUUUGGGAGUGCAGUCAAUAAUUCCAUUCAACUUCCAAGUUCCCGUCUCUGCUUAGGAUCCAUUUGUGGCUGCUAG
This is a messenger RNA of Cladocopium goreaui, 777 nucleotides long. NCBI's taxonomy places the organism in Eukaryota, Dinophyceae, Suessiales, Symbiodiniaceae. The record is from the annotation of a GenBank genome assembly.